This is a messenger RNA of Ctenocephalides felis (cat flea), 646 nucleotides long. RefSeq names its product von Hippel-Lindau tumor suppressor homolog. The transcript has a single exon. The record is from RefSeq and is a predicted model, not a curated record. Bases 92 to 577 code for a protein of 161 amino acids. NCBI's taxonomy places the organism in Eukaryota, Metazoa, Arthropoda, Insecta, Siphonaptera, Pulicidae.
CUCCAAACAUGCGGCAUUUUGGUUGCCUUACUUAGCAAAUUUGGUCCAACAAAACAAUCUGUGAUAAAAUACAUUCAAUAAUGUCCUCACAAUGGCAGAUAAUUAUGAUCUUAUAGGAGUAAAAUCUCAAGAAUCAAAGACCAAGGAGUAUAUAAGAUUCAUCAACUGCUCAGAUAGAAAAAUAGCAGUAUUUUGGAUAAAUUACAAUGGUCUUACAGCCCUUUACAAGAUCCUAAAUCCUUCUGAAUUUGUAAAUGUAAACACAUUCGUUGGACAUCCUUGGAUAAGCCUCGAUGUGAAAAAUAAAGAAAGAUUUUUAACAGGAGGCAAAAGAAUAUAUUACCCAGAACCUGGGUAUAUGAACAGGGUAAGAAGGCCACCAGAACACCUCAAUAUGUGCAGAUUAAAUAUUAAAAUAAGCGCUCCUUUACGAGACCUCAGGACUUUGUCUUAUAUGUGCUUGGUAAAGAUGUUAUCGAAAGAAGAAGAUGUUGAUCCAUUGGACUUGCCUGAAACACUUCGCAAGGAACUGAAAAAACUAAUUCAACAGGAACAUCGCUUUGAAAAUAAAGAUUAACUUAUUAUCUAGUUGUAGUAUUUAUAAUGUUACCAAAUAAGUAUUUUAAUAGAUAAAAAUGAAUAAACG